AACCUCCUUUUUUCCCCCUACCAUCAUUGCUUUGCGCCAUUGUUUUUUCACGUAAAUUUAAUCUUGAAAAAAGGCUGUUAAUAAUUGAAUUUCAUCAAUUUUUUCCUCUGGAACCCUAAAACCCUAAUAAAUCCCCAAAUCACAGCAAAAAUAAGAUAGAAAAAUUCAUUUGUAGUUCUAUUCCACUUCCAAUUCAUUUAAUUUUCAUCUAAAGAAAAUGCCUUUUUGUUCGCUUUUCUCCUUCAUUUACUUCGUCGAUCAUUGUUUCAGAAUUCGUUUUCUCUUUGAAAAGCGAAAGUUUUAAUUAUUUAAAAUUCGUAUCACGUUUAUUUCACUUUGUAUGAUUUGUAUACAGAAAAAAAAUGGAAUCAAGCUUGCUUCAAUGGGAAUCCGACCCCUUAUUCUCAGCCGCCGAAGUCGUUCAAGAUUCAGCUGACAGGAUGGAAUCGUUUUUUCGACUUCUUUUGCACGAAAAAACUCUUCUUCAAAGUGAUCUUCCUGACCCAAAGCUGCUUACUUCAAUUGGAUAUCAUACGCGUGAUCUCGCAACCGUACUCGAGACAGCGAAAUGGCAGUUGGAAGAUUUUGAAAGAGCAGUUAACUCAUCGGCUAGGAUGGACCAGUCUCACUCUAGGGAGCAUGUAAUUUCUAGACAUAAGCAGUUUAUUAUAGCCAUUAGAGGAGAGAUAAAUGAUGUUGAGAAAAGCUUGGAGGACAUGGAAUUGGGAAAUCCCAUGAAAAACUCCAAGUGGGGAAACUUGAAUCAACAAGAUAGAGAUGGCUUGGCAUUGUUUCUUUCUGGUGGGAAUCAUAAUGAACACGAUGUUGGUUUUGACCUGGAUCCAGUCUCAGCAUCAUGCUCAACAGAUGCUGGAAUUGUUGCAAAUGGAUGUGGAGAAAUUGAAGAAGUAAAUACAAACGGUGUUGCUUAUAGUAGCCAUUAUUAUGGUUCCAUGAAGGAGAAUAACUUAAGGAAGGUGGGUUCUCAUUAUUCUAUAAAAUUGGGAGUAGAUGCAGCUAAUUCUUGUAACGGUAACAGUCAAGAUAGAAGUUUGGAUUUAGAAGCUAGUGAAAGCAAACCUAAGAGCUCCUUGCAUGAGAAUAAGUUUAGAAGUUCUCCCAGCCAAAUUAAUCUCUUUAGGUUCUUCAAUAAUCUAUGGAGUAGGGUUCCUAGCAAUUAUACGAAGCGAUUGAAAGAUGGUGAAGAAGUGCAUACCCCUUUGCACAUUGAUACUUCUCUUGCGGCACAGGGUCAGCAUAUUGGGCUGAGUUCUGCACCUGGGGACAAUAGUGGGUUUCUGGUAAAGGUCAUGCACCUACGAAGGAGGCUUGGGGCAUGUGAUUCCAGAUUUGCUAGGUUUUCAUAUCUUUUUAAACUUAAUCGGCGAUCUGUUCAAAUGAUACUGACAAUUGUGUUUGCCUUCAUGCUUUUAGGUAUAUUGGUCUCCCAUGUCACUUGAAAACGGUUGUUUGCAAUUCGAGAAGAUCAUCAUUGCAUGCCUGAACAACAAUUCUUGGGAGUAUUUCGUCGAUUCGAUUGUUCUCGAAGGUUUCAUGUCAAACUGCUAGGAAGUGGCUAGUCGCUGCCGUUUGCUGAAGCAAGUCUGAGCAGCUUGCUAUUACAAAGUAGUCUCUGAGUUUGGUAAGCAAGCCUUGAGAUCUAUUCUCUGCAAUAGAGAACUAGCUGUAUCUGGUGUACUCUUAAGAGCAACUAAUCGGUGAAUUUAUUCUCUGCCAUUGAUAUACACUAUUGGGAUUAGAGGUGUAUUAUUCAUCUGCUUACUUUCUGAGUUUAAUAAUCGUUUUUAGCUGUGAUUCAACAGAUUUAGAUGUCUGUUCUGUUUAUUUAAUUGAUUCAGAGAAA
Molecule: messenger RNA, 1864 nt
Organism: Gossypium arboreum
Lineage: Eukaryota; Viridiplantae; Streptophyta; Magnoliopsida; Malvales; Malvaceae
Exons: 6
Coding region: 363-1460 (365 amino acids)
Biological process (GO): Golgi vesicle transport
Cellular component (GO): membrane
Source: RefSeq, a predicted model, not a curated record